This is a messenger RNA of Ostertagia ostertagi, 2397 nucleotides long. NCBI's taxonomy places the organism in Eukaryota, Metazoa, Nematoda, Chromadorea, Rhabditida, Trichostrongylidae. The record is from the annotation of a GenBank genome assembly.
AUGGCAACCUGUACUUUAUUCGAUAAUUUUAUUGCCGCUUCAACAUUCCGCUCAAUACAAAACUCUUUCUAUCAACUGUGCAUAGCACUCGACAUCGACCCCGCAGAUGCCAUCAACGUCUACCGAAGGCUACGCUUACUGAAUGAUUGGAAGGCGCAAAAGCUGUGGAAAUUGCUGGAUAAGAAAUGGGAACUUGCUGAAUAUAAGAAGCAGAAAGCUGGUGAACUGCUCAAUGUUCUCGUCAUAGGAGCAGGCCCAUGCGGUUUACGAUCGGCUAUCGAAUGUGCUUUGCUGGGAUGUCGUGUUGUUCUCGUGGAGCAAAGGGACCGUUUCAGCCGGAACAACGUUUUGCAUCUCUGGGAAUUUGUUAUCCAAGAUUUGAAAUCAUUAGGAGCCAAAAUUUUCUAUCCCAAAUUCUGCACCGGUAGCAUAGAACACAUCAGCAUACGUCAGUUGCAGUGUAUACUUUUGAAAGUGGCUCUUUGUUUUGGAGUUCAAAUCCAUGACUCCGUUACAUUUGUACAGUUGCUUUUCCCCAAGAAAGUAGAUAAUAUUGUUACGGGUUUUCGAGCCUCUCUAGAGCCUAAGGGACAUAUCCUUGCCGACUGUGAUAUUGACGUCUUAAUAGGAGCUGAUGGGAAGCGAAAUACUAUACCAGGCAAUGGUGUAGCAUAUAUUUUCAAUCAAGCAUUCUUCAAAGAGAUGUAUGCAAAGACAGGAGUUGAUUUAGAGAAUAUCGUUUAUUACAAGGAUGACACGCACUAUUUCGUGAUGUGCGCCAAAAAACAAAGUUUAUUGGAUCUGGGAGUAAUCCUUCAGGACAACGAUGAUGUCUCUCAGCUGCUGUCCAGUGAAAACGUUGACCAAGAAGCACUGUGCCGGUAUGCGCAGGCCGCGGCUGAUUUUGCCACUAACGGUUUGUUGUUGGCUCAGGUCACUAAGGAUAACAUGAACAAAGCUAUAAACAAGUACACAAUCGAUCCUAAGACUCGUUACGUGUCGCUGGAAUCAUCACUUCAGCCAGAGGACGUCGUUCAAAUUGUGAGCUCUGACAAUCCCAGAUUAGCACCCAUUGGACAACCGCUUACCAUGAAUAAUAGUCGUUCCGUGCACAUGCAACCAGCGUUGGGAACAUACUCGUUGUGGAAAUUCUGUCACCAGGCUCUUUCACCCUACAAACUGAAAAUGUUCGAUAUGGAUCUGUGUUGGAAUGAUGGCCGAGCCCUUGCAGCAUUAAUCGCCAAGUUCAGGCCUGAAUUAAUGGACUACUUUUCUGUUAUUGCUAUAGAGAGUAGUGAAACCAGGCUACAGCUGGUGUUCAAAGUCGUGGAGGAUGCCAUGGCAGUGAUCCCUCCGUGUACACCAUCAGAAUGGCCAUUUUUGGUGAAGGAGGCAAAGAUCAGCUACAUUGGUGAAAUAGUAGACAUUAUAAGAUGCGACAAAAAUCGCUUCAAGAGUCAGAUGGUAACGCCAAGGUCUCACGUUGUACAAAAGAGGAAGUUUCAGCAAACGGUUGGCUCUUCGAAUGUGAAGAGGUCGGAACCUAUCCAGAAACUAGCGGACAAUUUGAUGGGAUGUGCUUCAUUCAACCAUACUAGUGUGAUCACGGCGGCGAAAAAAGAACCGGUUUCGGCAUCGGUAGAGCAUCCAAGUUGGCAAGCGGAAAAUAUCAAUCCGAUCGGCAGGUCAAAUGAAGAAAAAGUGACUGUCACGCGCCGAUAUUCGUACAAAUCUGUGUCUGGACCAAAAGAAGAGGAUGCGAUGAAAUACACUCGGCGACCGGUUGAUCGUCUCAAUCUUGAGCUUCCUAAGGUAGAGAAGAUCAGUUUUGGCACUGUUCGCGACGAAUCAAUUCUCAAUCCACACGCAGAAAAAGAUAGCCGAGUGCAACGUUUGGCAGAGAAAAUCGCUAAAAAUGGCAUCGACGAACCGGAAAAGAACUUGGAGAAUACCGGCACGCGCGUGGUGCUCAAGGGAAAGGAGCCUAUAAUUGUUCAAGAUGAUAAGAGCAGUGCACCAGAACCCACAUUAUCCGCUCCGCCUAAGAAACUGAAGACUGUGGGGAAAGAACGUGAUGCUGUUGUAUUAAGGCCAGUGGCGCCUGUGCAGCCGAAGCGCCAUUUCUCAGCGCCAUCGAUGUCAGCACUUUACGAAAGUGUGAAUCCCAAUCGGCAAGAGGACUUGUCAGUUAUAUUCUUCUGCAAAACUCAUUUGCGUUUGCCGUUGAAGGAGAAGAUUGCGCGUAUAGAGCGUACCGCACGUUUACAAGAGAAGAAUAAUAAUCGCGAUGAAGAAUCUUCCGGUUUGAGCCGAGACAUCAGUUUACCCGUUCCUCUUAAUAUCGCAGCACCUAAGGAUACCGAACCAUCGAGGUACACAUUAUUUUGCAUUUCAAUU